Molecule: messenger RNA, 810 nt
Organism: Pelmatolapia mariae (spotted tilapia)
Lineage: Eukaryota; Metazoa; Chordata; Actinopteri; Cichliformes; Cichlidae
Product: Fc receptor-like A
Exons: 4
Coding region: 247-810 (187 amino acids)
Biological process (GO): cell surface receptor signaling pathway
Cellular component (GO): plasma membrane
Molecular function (GO): transmembrane signaling receptor activity
Source: RefSeq, a predicted model, not a curated record
CUGACUGUGAGUCCCAGCAGCUCUCAGUUCUUUGAAGGAGACUUUGUGUCUCUGAGCUGUGAGGAGGACGACAGCUCUGCUGGAUGGACUCUGAGGAGAAACACAAGCAAACAACAGAGGACUCAGUGUGGAGAUGGGUGGGGAAAACAAAGUAAUUCAGCAAAUUCUUCCUGUAACAUUAUCUACAUUUACACAUCAGACAGUGGAGUUUACUGGUGUGAGUCCAGAGAGGGUCCCAUCAGUAACAUGGUUAACCUGACAGUCACUGGUGGAUCAGUGAUCCUGCAGAGUCCUGUCCUCCCUGUGAUGGAGGGAGAUGACGUCACUCUGCUCUGUAAAACAAAGACCACUCCCUCCAACCUCCCAGCUGCUUUCUAUAAAGAUGGCUCCCUCAUCAGGAAGCAGCCUACAGGUCACAUGACCAUCCAGCAUGUUUCCAGGUCUGAUGAAGGCCUCUACAAGUGUGACAUCAGCGGUCAUGGAGAGUCUCCAUCCAGCUGGAUCACUGUCACAGACAAACACACCACCACACCUCCACCUACAUCCACACCUCCACCUACAUCCACCUCUCCUCCUGGUUCCACCUCCAUCAUUGUUCCUCCAUCACUCUCUCCUGUUCUCUCUGUGGUGCCAUGUGUUGGAUCAGUCUGUGUUGUGGUUCUACUGGUGUUACUGGUUCUGCUGGUGAGACGAUGUGUUCACAGGAAACCUGAAGCAGAUCAGAAAGAAGCUGGAGAAGGUGACAUCAUUACUCAUGUCAUGCACAUCACCAUUAAGAUAUCAAAUAAUCAGAAACAGCCAAUCAGAUGA